AUGGCCGUAUCUCGCAUGACUCUAGCUGACAGAUAUAGCGGGAAGGAUGUGAGGUUACAAACGGGCAGAGAAUAUGGCCAUGCUUUGGUUUUGGCCAACCAGGCAAUUCGGGAUACCCAGGCGGGCAUCCAAGAUGAGACGGUAGUCGCCGUAUGGCUUCUUGGACUCUAUGAGAUGGUAUCCGUUGUCUUGACACAUGGGCGGAUCAGAGUAGGGUCUAUGACGCUGGAGGAGGAAUGGCAGUCACAUCUAUCUCACGUCCGGGGGGCCAUGAAUCUUUUGCGCCUUCGAGGAAUGUCGCAAUUCACGACUGCACGCGGAGAAAAGGUCUUUCGCAUUCUCAAAGCUGCGAUACAAAUGCGGUUGUUCAUCCUGAACUCGGUCACCUCAAAAGACUUCGACGGCCUAGAAAUCGACGUAUAUCAAGACGAGCAUGAGUUCCUGCCGUCGCAAACAGCGAACAGAGCGACGGCAUACUUUCACCGUGUGGCACGACUACUGGAGAAAAUCAAACAUAUACUGGCUGCAAAAUCAAAGCAACGGGCCGAGUCAAUGGCCAGUACUGACAAUCUUCUCGGCUAUGGCGAAACUCUAGACAACGAGAUGCAAGGUUGGAGCAAAGACGAACCUGGAUGGGAUAUGAUGUUGGUGCACGGGAGCAAGGCAGGUACUGUGUGGGCUCUCUAUCCCUCUCACGCGGAGUACCACUUCUACAGCUUCUGGGUCUUCUUGUAUUGGCUCCGCUUCCUCACAGCACGGUUCAAACUAUACGAGGGGCUGACCGAGCUGAUCAAGUUACCGAACGAGGAUCCCGCCACCGGCAGGAGAGCGUCUUCAUCCCUGAGAGCCCAGAGGAUGUCCAAGUACCAGAAUAUCAUUCGCACUACUGCCUCCGAGAUCAUUGGCCUCACGGCGUACGCUCUAGGCGAUGUGACGCCAACUGGCACUUUCACUUUGUCCGUGUCCGCACGCAACCCGUCCAGAGGGUUUCAAGAAAUCAACGUGGUGGCGGCGAUGCAGCUGGUCAUCCCGCUGAAAAUGUUGCAGCGGUCAGAAUACCUUACAGUGACUCAGAAGGGAGCAGUUGACCUUGCCAUUUCCCAUAUUGGUGAUGGCUUUCGAAGACAGCCGCUUGUUUUGAUUUAG
This is a messenger RNA of Capronia epimyces CBS 606.96, 1146 nucleotides long. RefSeq lists its product as uncharacterized. The coding region runs from base 1 to 1146 and encodes 381 amino acids. The transcript has a single exon. The record is from RefSeq and is a predicted model, not a curated record. Lineage: Eukaryota; Fungi; Ascomycota; Eurotiomycetes; Chaetothyriales; Herpotrichiellaceae.